Messenger RNA from Procambarus clarkii (red swamp crayfish), 2308 nucleotides. RefSeq names its product neurobeachin-like. The record is from RefSeq and is a predicted model, not a curated record. Gene Ontology annotation, molecular function: protein kinase binding. NCBI's taxonomy places the organism in Eukaryota, Metazoa, Arthropoda, Malacostraca, Decapoda, Cambaridae. Gene Ontology annotation, biological process: intracellular protein localization. Gene Ontology annotation, cellular component: cytosol; membrane.
UCAGGGAAGGAAGAUCUGUUAUGAGUACAUCAUAUUAUGUUUAUUUAAUGUUUAGUAUUCGUAGUUGACGUUGGACUUCACUUCAAUUUACCUUUUCAGGUUUCAAGAAAAUGAAAGGGAUCUUAUUUUAUCCACAGAAAUCUUAAGCCUUUUUUUUCCAAUGUAUUUUCUUGACAUUGAAAAUGUUUGAAAGAUCGAGAUAUUGAAACAUGGCUGAUACUUGGGUCUUUCUGCGCCAUGGUUCGUAGUUUUCCAGAGUAAUUAUAGUGAUUUGAAGAAGUGAUUUAGUGUUUCGGAGUGAUUAGUGCUGCGACGUGAUUAGUGAUACGAAGUGAUUAGUUCUGCGACGUGAUUAGUGAUAGGAAGUGAUCAGUUCUGCGACGUGAUUAGUUAUACGAAGUGAUUAGUGCUACGGAGGAGUGAUUAGUGCUACGAAGUGAGGAGUAAUUAGCGCUGCGAAGUGAUUUAGAGUUGCGGAAAAUAGUGUUUGUGAGAGUUCUUUCUUAAAUUGACAGAAAUGUGACGCCUCCAGCUGUGUGUACUACAUGGAGGUGUGGAGGCCUACUCCAGUGCGAGGGGUCCGCCCCCUGCUCCAGGCCACCGACUGUCUCUCCUCCACGGCUUUAUCCUCCACCACCACUGCUUUAUCCACCUCCACCACUACUUUAUCCACCUCCACCACUAUAUCCUCGUCCUCCACAGCCUUCCUUCCUCCCUCUAACUUCUUUACCUCGUUCUCGAACGCCUUUGUGACGUCUUCCAAUACCUUUUCCAACGCCUUUUCCUCGUCGUCGACGUCGCCAUCGUCGUCGUCGUCGUCGUCGCCUUCCCCUCGCGGGUGGGGAGUGAGGGCGGAGGGUGGCUACAUGAAGGGGUCGUGUGGGGGGGAGCUCGGGAGGGGUCAAGCUGCCCCCGCCCGCCCCCGCCCCCACACACAGCCAGCCAUAGUGGUGCACCCGGAGACCCGGCUCCCAGACGCGGCUUGUCACCCCCGUGUGCCUUGUAGGACACAAGACGCUAACAACCCCUGCCUCGCUAACAACCCCUGCCUCGUUAACAACCACUGCCUCACUCCCGAACCCCUCCACCGGACACUGAGCACGGCUUUGGGCUCGUACACCCGAAUUUCCACGCACGUGAACGGAGCGACGGAAAAUGCAAUCCCGAACAAUUACUCCCACGGCGACAAUGUGGGGGAGCAGGAGGGGGGUGAGGUGGGUGUGGGGUGGUUUGGUGUGGGGGUUGAGCGCAGCCUCGACCACCCCACCUCCGGCUCCACCAUCAACGGCCUCCCCACCUCCGCUAACCACCACACUUACCGCGCCAUUGAAGAGUCGCUCAAACUCCACAAAACUGAGAACGGAAAGUUGCCUUCGGCUUACGGCGCGGAGAACGGCGUAGCGGCGUCCAGAUACAACAACAUCAGGAACGCUGCGCAGGUCUUAGCGGGGGCUGGGCGCGGGUCUGCGGCCCUGCCCCUAGACCUGGGCAUCGGGGCAGCGGGCAUACAGCAACCCACGCGCGCGCGCUCGCGUCCCUCCGGCAACCACAUAUCCAUCCGGCCCAAACUGUGCCUGCCGUCAGACGACCAGGACCCCGACAGCCCCGACGAAGGCCUGCUGGAGGGACCUGCUGGUCUGACCGGACGGGUUAAGAACCUGUGCGGCUCUUUCAAUCUGGCCGGCGACACCAUGGAAGGCAUCAUCCAGUGUCUCGUCUUCCUCAAGGCCUUCAGUCUGGUGGGAGGAGAGUUUGACAUGGAGCUGAACUUCGUGAUCCAAGAUGCCCACAACCUGAGGCACAUGCUCGAGCUCCUGGACCACUGCCCGCCGCCUCUACAGGCUGAGAUAUGGUCGGUGUUCAUCGCUAUCCUGCGGAAGAGCGUCCGCAACCUGCAAGCCUGCACGGAGGUGGGGCUCAUCACCCACGUCCUGCAGCGACUACCGCAGGCUGAUAACGUAGUGGCAGACCUGCUGAUCGAGGUGCUGGGGGUCCUCACCAGCUACUCCAUCACCGUCAAGGAACUCAAGAAUCUCUUCGGCUCCAUGAAGGCCGAACGAGGUCGUUGGCCCCGGCACUCUGCCAAACUGCUAGGAGUGCUCCGGCAGAUGCCCAACCGCUCUGGCCCUGAUGUCUUCUUCUCCUUCCCUGGCAAGAAGGGCUCGGCGCUGGUGCUGCCCCCUCUGGCCCGCUGGCCGUACGAGGCCGGCUGGACCUUCACCACCUGGUUCCGUCUCGACCCAAUCAACUCCGUCAACAUCGAGAGGGAGAAGCCCUAUCUAUACUGGUGAGUACUCGAGUACCUUUG